AUGUUGCUGACGCCGUAUGCGUAUGUUGAGAUCUCGGACUUUAUCAAAGUUUUACCCCCGAGUUUUCGGACGGGCGAGGAGCAGGACACUACUGAGAGCGCUCGAUGGAUCCUGGACAAGCUGGGAGGGUGCAAACAGAGAUUAGUUGGAGAUAUUUUCGCCUUGGAAUUGGUCCAUAAGACUCAGUGCCAGACGUGUCACACUAUAUCGACCCGCUUGGAACCUUGUACCGAUAUUGGUCUCAGCGUGCCUCGAGAAGCUGAAGUGUUGGGUCAGGGGAGUCUAGACGUGAAUGGGCUCCUCAAGACAUGGGCGGAGCCUGAGGAGAUGACGGGAAACAACCAGUAUAGUUGCGAUAACUGCGGGUGUAAGAGAGAUGCCAAGCGAUGGGUUGAGCUGAGCAGCGCUCCGCCGACGCAUCUCAUUUUGGUUCUCUAUCGUUUCUCCUUUGAUAUCGACAGCUGUGAUUUCAAGAAGGAGAAGACGGUUGUGUAUCCGGACAUGGAUGACCUUAGUUUCGGUGGAGCCAAUUAUGAGUGCUAUGGAUCUAUCUUGCAUAAGGGCGAGACUAUUCAGAACGGUCACUACAUUACGGUGGGACGAAGGUCGGAGGCCCCUCGAGGGAAGUGGCACGAGUAUAACGACUCGGAAGUGACUGAUAUUACUAAGGAAGAGGUCAAUCGAUUAUUGAGCGGGUUAGAAAGACCGAAUACAAGCGCCUAUAUGAUAUUCUACCGCAUGAAGGGCUCUAAUGUUCCUAGGGGGCCGAUGCCUAUUGUGGACCCUAAGAUCACGGCAGAGGCAAGGGCAGUCGAGGCAAAGGCUGUGCAUUUGAAUGAUUGA
Perkinsus marinus ATCC 50983 is the source of this 843-nucleotide messenger RNA. Its product is annotated as ubiquitin carboxyl-terminal hydrolase, putative. Gene Ontology annotation, molecular function: cysteine-type deubiquitinase activity; cysteine-type endopeptidase activity. The record is from RefSeq and is a predicted model, not a curated record. The coding region runs from base 1 to 843 and encodes 280 amino acids. Lineage: Eukaryota; Perkinsozoa; Perkinsida; Perkinsidae. Gene Ontology annotation, biological process: protein deubiquitination. Gene Ontology annotation, cellular component: cytosol; nucleus. The transcript is spliced from 2 exons.